Diceros bicornis minor is the source of this 1665-nucleotide messenger RNA. RefSeq names its product maestro (gene MRO). Gene Ontology annotation, cellular component: cytoplasm. Lineage: Eukaryota; Metazoa; Chordata; Mammalia; Perissodactyla; Rhinocerotidae. The transcript is spliced from 7 exons. The record is from RefSeq and is a predicted model, not a curated record. The coding region runs from base 128 to 874 and encodes 248 amino acids.
AGGGCUGGGAAAAUUGAACCCAGUCAUCCCAUCUGGCUUCCAUCCCGGGAACAGUAGCCCUCCGAGCCGCCCUGGACCGGCGCUCCAGCCCUCCCGCCGCCCGUCACCACGUGACCGCUGCAGUUCCAUGGAUCAAACACAGAGGAGAAUCCUGGACCAGCCCCCUUCCAUCCUCACUGCCCAGCCCAAGAAGAAAAGGACAUCAAUGAUGUCUUUCUUUUCCAAGGUCUCUUGGAAACUCAGGUUCCAGAAACGGGAGCCUCUGAAGAGUGUGUUUUUCAUCUUGGCAGAAAAAGCCCGUGACCCCAGUGCUAAAAAACGGCACAUGGCAAUGAGAGGCCUGGGAACCAUGGCCUGUGAGACCCCGGACAAGGUGAGAAAGUAUAAGAAAAUUGUCCUAGACCUGCUGGUACAUGGAUUGUAUGACCCUGUGAGUUCUGAAGUCAUCCAUGAGAGUAUGAAGACUCUGACCAUCAUCCUGGGCAAGAUCCAGGGGAAAGGUUUGGGCUCCUUCUUCAUAGACAUCACUCUUCAGACCAGGACUUUAUUAGAUGAUGAGAAUGACAAUCUGAGAUACUCGGCCUUUGUCUUGUUUGGGCAAUUGGUUGCCUUCGCUGGGCGGAAAUGGAAGAAAUUUUUCACCAGUCAGGUUAAGCAGACUCAAGAUUCCCUCCUGAUCCAUUUACAGGAUAGAAAUCCCCAGGUUGCCAAGGCUUGCAAAACAGCUUUUCGAGCCUGUUCUCCAUAUCUGAGGCGAAGGAAGGAAUAUAGCUUCCAGAGUGAAGAAGAUCAAAGGAACCCUAAACUCUGCCGGCAGCUGAGCCACUACCAUCCAGAGCUCCUGCAGUUCUUGUACGCAAAUAAAAUUCUGUAAACAGAGCAGCAGGCAAAUGAUUCCCCGGGAGCACAUUGCUGGGGGGCUGCUAUUCCCCCUCUUUUAACUCUUCAAAUGCUUCUGCUUGCCUCUUGUGAUUGUAAUAGAAAAGCGGAUGUUUGGAGAGCAAUUGAUGGCAAAAAUAAUACCGUAGAAUUGUGUAAUUACAGCCAAAGUAAAAUUCUAACUUGCUUUCACAUAGCCCAUUUCCUCCCCACACAAAUUUGAUGAGAAGGUACAUGCUUUCUUUAAAACAUUUAAAGUAUAUGUAGAUUCAAUGCUUAUUUUCCAGCUUUUUCCUUCUUAAGUUCAUCUCUGUCACCUAUCUUUUAUUUAUAAUUUCUGAGGCUUAGGAGAGUAGCACACAUGCUGAGUGCUCAAGGUGGAGAUGCGCAUAGAACUUGGUCCCUGCUCUCAGGCUGCUCAUGAGAUGGGUCUUUCUUAAAAGGAGGGGAGAGAGGAGAAGAAAAGACAAGGAAGGAAGCUGAGAAUCUAACAGGUGUGACCAAUACUGGUAAUCGGUGUGAACAGAAUCCUUUGGAAUUCCAGUCAAUAGAGUAAUUAAUUGAGGGAAUGCUUCACACAUUAUAAUAAACACUAGAGUGUUUUAUAAGGAGAAAAACGGCAGCUGUACAGGAUAGCUAGCAGAUAGGGUUGUAAAUAAGGUAGACACAUAUUUGUGUUUUUCUGCAUUUUGCAAGUUUUCUGCAGUAAACAUGUAUUACCUUUAUAAUCAUAAAGCACAUGCAAAAAUGCUCUUUUAAAAUAAAAAUUAAUGCCUUGUGUAAUUA